Messenger RNA from Bursaphelenchus xylophilus (pine wood nematode), 7455 nucleotides. The record is from the annotation of a GenBank genome assembly. NCBI's taxonomy places the organism in Eukaryota, Metazoa, Nematoda, Chromadorea, Rhabditida, Aphelenchoididae.
AUGACCAGGGGCGGCGAGUUUCAAGGUAAAAUGAAACCCAGGAAUACAAGUGUUAUAUAAAUGUUUUAAUUCCAUUUCUUUAAAGAUUCCCAGUCCAACUUGUCGCUGGAUCCGAGUAUCUCGGAACAUCGGAGCUUAGUCGACAAGGUGUUUAACAUGACGGUGAGUGUGUGUGAUCUUUUUUACAUAAAUUGCAAAGGUUAAAAGUUUGUAAUUUUGAGCUUAAACUUGGGGUUUGAUGAGCAUAAAGCUAUAUUCGUUAUGUAGAGAUAACAAUGUUUUGAAAUAGUAAUGGGCUAUAACUUUUCGGUUGUUGCAAAGCGCAAGUUGCAAUUCUUGCCGUUACUUUUCAGCCUUUGCAAAUUCCAUUUUCUUGGGCCAACAUUUAUUUUAGAGUCCCUGAAAGAUCAAACUUUUACAGUGUCCGCGAGUCCGGAUUCUGACGCAACAUGUUUAUGUAUCAUCCCUCCUUUCUGGGAAUUAAUAAAAUCUUUGGCGAAAAAAGGUUUAAGUUCCUGGAUUAGGCGGCUGACAAAAAGCAUACCAAACGUAUACAGAUUAGGCUGUUUUUUUCGUUUUAUGUAAACUUUGCUCAACUGCGGUACUCGAGAGUUUUGCACGUUUUUGAGGGUUUCAGGGACAGAAAAACAGGGGAACGUUUUUUAAUUUGAACACUAUGUAAAAUUGGCUAUGUAUACAGCGGUACUAAAACUUAGAACAAUGGGUCCGCGCUUUACAAGGGUCACCGGGAUGUAUGUACAUAAACAAAGUUUUUUUUUGUUUUGAAGAUGACGAGGGAAGUAAUGUUUUAUGGUUUUCGAUAUGUAAAAUGACUAUAGGGUUUUUUUCGAAAUGCUGUUUCAUACUUUUGAAUUUCUAUUUAUUACAUAUAGUUUCUUCCUAUUUAUUACAUAUAGUUUCAAUUUUUAUAGCAAGUCAGUUCUUACCAGAAUUUUCUCAACCCAUCUACUCACAGUCAAGCCACAUUGGGGCUUCGGUAGUUCAGCCCCCCACGAAAGGUAGUUCAAACCCCCACUGUUUUUACCCGUUUCACACCCCACAUAAUGAACAAAUUAGAAUAAUGCAAAAAAUGUAAGUGGGGGUUUGAUCUAAAACGUAGGGGGCUUUUUCUAAAACGAAGGGGGCUUGAUCUACAACGUAAGCGGCUUGAUCUAAAACGUUGGGGGCUUCAUCUAAAACGUAGGGGGCUUGUGCUGGACCAUACAACUUGGAUUAAUUCUUUGAAAUAAAUUUUGGGGUUCAGAAUGGACGAGGGGGGUUGUACUGGGUUAUGGGGGGCUAAACUGGACUGGGGGGCUGUACUACCUUAGCCCCGCCACAUUUUAUAGCAAUCCUGGUUUCCAAUCACUCAUAUCCCCGUUAGAAAUUACUAUAAUUGGAUUAGAGGUUAAUCGGGGAUUCUCCCGGUUCGGAAUUGUAAUCAGAUGCUCAAAGUGUCAGAUUUUAAUGAAGUUUUUGUUUAUAUCAGUUAACGAGAUUUUAUUAACUACGCAAAUAUGUAUUAUAAUCAUAAUAUUUGUGUGUUUACCCGGGGAUUUCGCCAAAAAUUUAUUGCAAUUUAAUUAAUUGUUAGAGGUCAAAAUUACGGUUAAACAGGUAAACAGGACAUAAGUGGUUACUCGAUUUCAAGAGAUUUGUUUGGCAAAAUCUGAAGACUUAAUAAGGAAACUAAUUGUAAAUUCGAAAAUGAUACAGAGUACCGACCUUUUCCUGCCGCAAAAAGAGGGAAUCUGCGUCAAAUAACCAUGAUAAGUAAAGCAAAACGCAAAUAUCAGUGGGACAUCCCUGGUACAAAUUUUCUCUAUUUUCUCUAUGUUUUACAGGUGGAAAAUAUCUAAACUAUCAGUCUGUCGGGAAAAUAACGGCGGAUCGUCGCAUCAAAAUGUCUCGCCUCGCCGCUAUCGCGCACCAAAUUCCCAGCCGCGGCUUGAAGUCGCUAAGCGAUGAUGGGCGAUUCCGAGGCGCGACGAUCCGCCGUUAUUUUCCCGACAGACCGAUAAGUCGCAAUUUCAAGGGGCAGCUACGAUCCGAAAGCAUCGCCGAGUUUAUCGACCAUUAUUUUCCAAGGCUUGUGUCACUUUUCAACCUCAAAUGAAGGUGAAAACAACUUGUUUUUUGUCGAUUACUAACCUCCAGACAACCUUUUCUUUACAGUAAAUCCUCCUUCUACUGUAUUUGUCUGGUAUUUAUCAAUCCAACCUUUCCUGGUUCCAAAUCGCUUCUAUUCUUGUACCUAUUCCAUUGUUACGGUUUUUUUUACCGUACGCUGAAUGCUAAUCUUUGUGUGAUAUCUGUUGUUUCAAACGGCCUGACCUCUGAGUCAUCUUCGACCCCAGAAAUGUCUCCAUAAUCCCAUCUAAAAAUACAGUCGAGCAUAUCCGUGAUGCUAUCAGAUAAUCCUGGUACGGAGAAUUACGGUUCCCGAAACUGUGUGCAAGUCUUUGUUUCGUCAGAUUUGUGAGGAUAAUACAUACAUAGGCAAAGAGCUGUGUAAGACUUUCAAAAUGCCACAGUUUAUUUUGGGGAGAAUAGCUACCACCCUGAAGGGAUUUGUUUUAUUUCUUUUAGACAUUCUAAUUGGUAUUAGCUUCCAAAGUGAAAAUUUACGUCAACGGCCGAUGUCAGAACCGUUUGGAUUAACGGGGAUUUGGGUCAGAUUACGUGCUGUGGGCCCUGCAAAUUCUGCAGUGCACAAAGUUUGGUUACGUUUGAGGAAAACAAAAGUUAAUCUAUUAAUCUAGUAUAAUCUAGUUGAAGCUUGACGUGCUUAGGAAGUUUAUGAAUUUCAGGAAUUGAAGUUUUCGAGCGUAGUAGGUUUUGAUAAUAUGAUGCCUGUUCACGUCAUGUAAGAUUGUCAAUUUUGUUUUGGUGGGUUUUCGGAUCAAAAUGGAUUUUUGAGGAGACACAUAAGCGAAAUUGUUGGCCUACAAAGUUAAAAAUUGUGAUGGUCAAUCGAAUUUCUUCAAUACUGGAAUAUCUGCAGUUUUUGCAAAGCCAAGAACGAUUCAUAUUUGCUAAAGGAUGUCCCAGUCGGAAAAAUAACGGUGUAUCGUCGCAGCAAAAUGUUUUUUCGACGAAAAAAGGUGCAGUCGCACACCAAAUUUACAACUGCGGCUAGACGUCGCAAAGCGAUGAUGGGCGAUUUCAAGGCCGUUAUUUUCCCGACAUACUGAUAAAUUCGAUUUUUCAUGAUUGUUGUCGAAGAAUAGGUUAAACUUUUUGUAAAAAAAAUUGUAAUUGUAAGAUAAAAAAACAACAUUCUUGCUUUCUAUCUACUCUUAUCCAACUUUUCGCUUAUUCAGAAAUGUGAACUCAACCUAUUCCUAGAAGAUUCUAUUAUAUUUUUUUUGCAAAUUUACUGUAAGGCAAAUAUCGGAUAGAAUGUUAAUCCCAAAGAGAGAGUCAAGGUUUAUUUUUGGGUCUUUGUUUCGGAGAUGACUCGCUUCUCCGCUGGAAAUGUCGCUUAAUCCGCUAUGUCGUGUCUAGUCUACCGUAUUGAGACAUUUAAGUCAUUUUCUUAUGGUAGGCUGUAUUAGAGACUACUGAUAAGAAUGAGUAAGGGGGUAAAAAUAGCAAUGGCUGCGGUGUUUGAAGCUUUACCGGGAAGUGUUCUGAGUCAGGUCUGGGCUCUGCAAACGAGUUCCAAAGGAAAAAGCUUAUAAUUUUAAGAGAAAUCUAGGUCUUGCAAUGUGUAAAACUUUGGGGUUAAGUACGAUUUAUUACCAUCACUUGACAUUUUUGCAAUUUUUUGCAAUACAUUUGACAAAACUUGCUUUUCAGACCCUAAAGAUCUUCACUGGGAUCUUUGCGACAUCACUUGUAGUUGGCCUUGUUCUCUCCCAAUCCUACGGCCACCAAGUUUCUCCAGAAUCCCUCUACGGCCCAGCUGAAGCCCUUCGAGCACAGCGGCAUGAAGCUCAGCCACCGUCAGCUCAGCCGGCCUCGGAAAAUGAGAUCUAUGGAAAAGUUGGGCCAGCAAAAUUCCUCGACGUUCCGAAGCGUCAGAAUUCCGAAUCUUUCGCUGAAUUUGACGAUUCUCAUCGAGUAAUGAACCCUGGGGUUGCAUCAGCUAAACCAACAAAAAAAGCGUCUUCUGAAUCCUUGGAAUCAAGCGAAUCUUCGGAAAAAAAUUCAUGCGGAGAUUUGAGUGACACCGUGAUUUUAUUGGACUCGACUGGCAGUUUGAGGGAUCUUUUUGAAGCCGAAAAAGCUUAUGCCGAAAAAAUUGUUGAAGCUCAUUACAAGAAGAACAAGAAAGGAAGACUUGGACUUGUUAUUUACAGUAGUAAUCGGCGAUACAAACUCUAUGGAUUGGAUGAUAAGACUGAUUUGAGGGCCGUGAUCAGAAGUAAGUGUAAUGCUUUACUUUUUGAAGUGUUAUAUACUUUUGCCCGGGGCGCAAUAUUUCUAAAUUUUGACAAUUGGUGUAAAUAAGCCAAAAGUAUAUUCAUAAAAGUCUUGUGGUAAGAUUAGGAGACGUAUCCUUGCGAUUGCCAAGAACAAGAUGGUGAAAGACUUUGAGAUUUAUACUUUGUUCUCUUGUUAUGCUGCCUUAUACCAUGUUAUGUACUUUGGGCAAGGAUAAGUCUUUUGAAGUCAAAGCAAGUAUAAAUCGAAAAUUUGCAUAUUUGUAAUUCGAUCCUUUUGUAUGACGUUUGGUACCACCCGGUUUUCUAAGUCUUUGCGUCAAACUUGCCCCUUUUCUUAUCCCUUUUACCGCUUUACCCUUUCUUUGUCCGCUGGCCCCAAGCAUGAUACAUCCCGCAGAUUAUCUCUCUACCCGUCCUUAUCGGCCCACGUGCGCUUUAGAACCCAUGAUCAGCAAAUCGCUGCGGGAAUUAUGUCGCUUCCUAAUCCCUCCCCCACUUUCGCCGUUUGUGACCUGAAUAAUAAGGGAAUUAACGAAGGGGUAACUGGUAAUUAUCCGGAAACGGGAUGGAAAUAUAAUUAAUUAAUCGUUAAUUCCGAGUAACGAGUAAUUAACUUUAAUCUUUCGGCCUGCAGGGCACAAAUGUCGAGGGUGUGUUUUGUAAACAGAUGCUGGUUUUUGGGAUUUUAAUUGGAAAGUUAGAGUAAUAUAUAUAAUUUUCACAGGGGGAUAGUUUCAGAUGUGAUACACUGACUGAAUGAAAUUUAGCGCAAUUUUAUGUUAUAUCUUUUUUAGCCGCUAUUUGCGGAAAAUAUCUCGAUUUUUCGCAUGAAAGGUACUUUAGAAGCGUUUUUAAAACUCAUAACUUGGAGACGCUUUGUUGAGAGUUUUGAAUAGCAAACUUUCACAUCGUAGAACAGUUUUUUUCGAAAUUGAAGACAUAAGAAAUAGAGGACACUUAUUUUUACCACAAAAUGUUUUCAGACGCUCCCUUCUUGAGUGGUGUUACCUUCACUGGCCACGCUUUGAAAUUGGCGCUCACUGAGCUCCAGAAGUCAUCCUCAAACGUCAAUCGAAAUCUGGUGGUCAUUACUGAUGGUUACAGGUAAGAGCUCUUUGGUCUUGUAAAAAUGCUAUUUUACAUUACAUUUGUCUUACUAUUUCACAUAUUUUGUCUUCUACUGAGACAAUCUGAUGAGCCAAGAGAAUAAGCCCCUUAUAAUGACUGUAUUUCACUGCUAAUUUUGUAAUCAUGCAGUUGUCAUCAAGUUUGGAUGCAUUUAUAACUUCCGCCCGGAAAUUUCCUUUAUUCAAAGUUUUGAAAUUUCUUUUUUUCUGGAUUAUUCUGUUUGUGCUUUGUCUAUUUAUAUCCGUAUUGCAGAAUUCUUGUCGUAUCUCAAAAUUCAUGUGUCGUAAUUUCAGCUUUGAUCAUUUGGAAGAGCCUCUGGCUUCCUUGAGAAGUCUAAAUUCGAAGCCAGUAAACAUUUACGCCGUUUCCAUUGGGGAGAAGUUUUCGAGGUGAGAAAAAUUAAUUUUUAAAUUAAUUUGGCCAUCAAAUCAUCAAAUUUUUUCAAAUUUCCCCAAACAACAAUGUUAGGAAUGCACGAAGGAUGCGACAAGCAUGCGUUUGUCCAUAUUAAUGAGGAUUAGUCUUGUGUGACGACCAAAUGAUUUUGAAAAACAUUUUUUGAGAUUAGCCAGAACGUUUUGAAUUUUUGGGUGACUUCUCGAAACAUUACGUAAAUUAGGGGAUAAAGGAAUUUGAAAAAUGGACUUGGAAUAAAGAAUGUGUCGGAUGAGUCCGGAAACUGAUAUCUGGCCACUGCUCUUUGAGACUUAUCUAAAUUAUUAAAAAUUUUUAGGUUAGAGCUCCUGAAAAUCGCUGGAAAUGACAAAAAUCUGUUCAUCGGCGCAGCCUCUACGGCAAAAUUGAUCUCGCAGCUCUUCAAGUGCCCCGAGAAUUCAAAAUCCGCAAAUAAAUCGUCGGCAAACUCGUCCAGUUCAUCGUCAUCUUCCGAAAGCUCCGAAAAUUCGUCGAACUCGAACAAAAAUGGAAAAGUUGGCGAACUUGGAUCGCCAAAAGCCCAAAAAGGAGGCAAUAAAAAUGGGCAUGGAGGUAAAGGUGGAGCUAAAAAUGGAAAGAACGGCUCAUCCUCGAAGAAUUCUGGAUGUGCUGUGGAUAUUUUGUUUUUGAUCGACGUCUCGGGAUCCGUAAGAAAAAGCUUCGAUGACGGAAAGAUAUUCGCCGCGAAUGUGGUUGACUCCCUGGGAUCGAAUAGCAAACUGAGGCUUGGAUUGGCCAAGUUUGGAGCUCACGGAACUGGAAAAGUCGUGGCUGAGAUAAGGUGGGGAUUCGAAGAGACGGAAGGCUUUUGAUUUUAACGGAAUUUGUCACAAAUGAUGACAACAAGUUUAACUUUUAUGAAAGGUUUUGAAUUGGCAUUUUGCGUACAGACCUUUUGAAUUUUUCAAGAUAAAAGAUUAGCUUUUUAGAAUCGUAGCUUCAAAAUUGAUUUUUAUCUGCGAGGUACAACAUAAUAUAAUUUUGGGUCAUUUUCAGUAACCGAACAGCUUCCGACUUCAAAUCAAUCCUCUCGAAAUUACAAAACCAAGGGUCUACUACUUACAUCGAGACUGCAGUCCACUCAGUUCUCGAGGAAGUGAGGAGAAAUGGGGCCAAAGGAAAGACCCUUGUUGUCAUUGUCACAGAUGGGUUUAUCGCUAAAUUUACGAAUGGUAGGUUUCUAUUUGUGGUCGAAAAAUACUUGAGCUUAUUUUAAAGCCCAUUUUCCUCGAUUUUUAUCACUGUAUAAGUGAGCCGUUUUUCAAAAUAUUCAAAUUUACUCCUUCAGAAAUCCGUGAUCUCCAAUCGGCGGCCAAAGUAAUUGCAGCCCCUCCAAAAGCCGGGAUCGCUUUAUACAAAUCGGAACUGAAGGUAACGAGUACUGUAAAGGGACCUCUAUAUACUAAUCUUUGUCUUUUAGGCCCUCGCUUCCGACGGUCUGUCAUUUGAAGAGCCCGAAUCCGCGAAGAAGGCGAUCCUUAAUCUUGCGCAGAAAUGCUAA